AUGGCGACGUCGCGAUACCAACCAGCCGAUCUGCGACGCCAGAUCGGCUCCCCAAGACCCAAGGGACGCGGUUCGUACCCUCUCGAUCCCAACCCAACACCCCGCGAUUCCAUUCGAGCUGACCCAGCCCUACCAGAGAAUAAGGAUACACUAUGUCGAAACGUUCUCAUCUACGGUCACUGCCGAUACGAGGAUCAAGGUUGCGCAUUCAGCCACGACCAAAACAAAAACAAUUCAAACUCGGAAACUUCCAAGAAGACGUUGAACGUUGAUUCACCGUCAUUUACACCUGCAGGGCUCGGCAAGAAGCCCACAUUCUCGUCGCAAGCUGCAAGUGCUCCAGCUUUCACUCCACGUGGUUUAGGCACAGCCACCCCUGUCGGGCCCGAGAACGAUGGCAGUGUGUUCAAUCCUGCGGCUAUCCGCGAAUUUACCCCAACAUUCGACAUUUCUACUACGACAAACGGUUCCGCUCAAGAUAGCGGACUAUCCUAUGACCCCUUUACAAUGCCGCCAGUAAAUCCAGGCCUUUCCACACCUCAGUUCAACCCCUAUGCCGAAGAUCACGGCGCCCUCGGUGGCCAUGGACCUGGCUAUUUCCCGCCGCAAAACGCCUUCACGACACCGCUUGAACCCCUUCAACAUCACCUCUAUUUCCCUGUUGGCCCGAAGCGGGAUGACCUGAUGCCGUAUCAUCGUGUGCCGCAUGACUUCUUUCUUCCCGAGAAGGAGCGGCAGGAGAUUGCGAGGAAGCUUGAGGCUGCCGGCCAGGUUCUCCCCAAUUCACAGCUGCCACAACUAGAUAACUAUCACAACUUGGUUCCCCUGGACACGACACACCGCAAAAACGCCAACAUCUUUGGAUAUCCUAGUUGGAUUUACAAGGCCACGGCCACCAAGACUGGCCACAUCUAUUGCUUGAGGCGGCUCGAAGGUUACCGCUUGACCAACGAGCACGCGAUCCGACAGGUCAAGGAAUGGCGCCGCAUUAGCAACGGCAACGUGGUCUCGAUAUUAGAUGCAUUUACGACCCGUGCAUUUGGCGACAGCUCCCUCAUCUUCGUUCAGAACUACUUUCCACUUUCAAAGACCCUUGUCGAGGCCCAUCUAUCUCCAACUCCUACCCACAGCAACCGUGUUCCCGCAAAAACACCCAUUCCCGAGAACACCCUCUGGGGCUACAUAUCGCAAAUCGCCAACGCUCUCCAAGCUAUCCACUCAGCCAACCUCGCAGCUCGAUGCAUCGAUCCUAGCAAGAUCAUCCUGACCGACAAGAACCGCAUCAGAUUGAGCGCCUGUUCCAUUCUGGAUGUUGUGCAGUUUGACGCUCGCCGGCCAAUCCAGGAUGUACAACAAGAGGACUUUAUCCAAUUUGGCCGACUAUUGCUAUGCCUCACGACCAACACGCUACCGAUUCAUCUUACUAACCUGAAGAUAUCUAUGGAGCAAAUGAGCAGGACAUACUCCGUUGAGAUGAGAGACACCAUCUUGUGGCUGCUUACACCGCAGCAGCCCCCCGCGCAAAAGGGAAUUGACGAAUUCGUACGCGGAAUUGCCGGCCGGAUAACAUCCACGUUCGACAUGAACCUGCAGGCUUUGGAUAAGGUCAACGCAGAUGUGAUGCGGGAGGUAGAGAACGGCAGGGUGGCGAGGCUGAUGAUGAAGCUGGCCACCAUCAACGAGCGAUACGAAUUCAACGGCGACCAGAACUGGUCCGAGAACGGCGAACGAUACAUACUCAAGCUAUUCCGGGACUACGUUUUCCACCAAGUUGACAGCAACGGCAACCCAGUCCUCGACAUGGGUCACAUGCUCCGUUGCCUGAGCAAGUUGGAGGUCGGGACGGAAGAGCGCAUCUGUCUAACCAGCCGAGACGAACAAACGAGCUUUCUUGUCAGCUAUAGGGAGCUGAAGAAAAUGCUAACGACUUCAUUUGGCGAGCUUGCCAAGGCAAGCAAGUCAGGAGGUCGAGGAUUUUAG
Molecule: messenger RNA, 1980 nt
Organism: Fusarium keratoplasticum
Lineage: Eukaryota; Fungi; Ascomycota; Sordariomycetes; Hypocreales; Nectriaceae
Product: PAN2-PAN3 deadenylation complex subunit PAN3
Exons: 4
Coding region: 1-1980 (659 amino acids)
Biological process (GO): nuclear-transcribed mRNA poly(A) tail shortening; mRNA processing
Cellular component (GO): PAN complex; P-body
Molecular function (GO): poly(A) binding; metal ion binding
Source: RefSeq, a predicted model, not a curated record